Molecule: messenger RNA, 973 nt
Organism: Paramuricea clavata
Lineage: Eukaryota; Metazoa; Cnidaria; Anthozoa; Malacalcyonacea; Plexauridae
Source: the annotation of a GenBank genome assembly
AUGGCUGUCGAAAAAGCAUUAAUUUCUGCCGGCAUGGAUAUUCUAUCCUCUACGGUGGGCUUAGUGGCUGGCAAAGUUUACGACCAUUUAACAAAUAAACUCAAGGAUGGAGAUGUAGCGAAUGAAAAAUUGCGUCAAAUGAUUGUUCGAGAUUUGAACGACAUCAAGUCAAAACUCGAUUGUAUCUCGUUGAAAGAUCUCGGUGCAAGUUAUACUUUCCUAAGAGAAGGAGUAAGAGUGUUAAAUCUUGCUCUUGAUAAGUGGAAUGAAGAUCAGAAAGCGAGCGAGGGUCCAGCAGACGAAGCAACACGAGUGAUGAAUGAUACCGCAUCUGGUAUUUUGAACGCAGCCUUAUCACUUCCUCAAGCGAUUCAACGAUUAAAAAUCUCGUCGAAUAAGCGGUUCGCUGAUGCUCAAGAUCGUUUCAAGAAAUCUCGCGAGCGAGCUACUGACGCGUUCAACAACAAAGCUCUGAGCAUCAAAGAUCGAAUUAUGGCUUGCAAGUUACGUGUGGCAGCCAGUAUUCUUGAAUCAGGUCUUGAAGACCCGGAAGUCGCAAUUACUGCCUGCUUGUUGACACUCGAAGAGCUACAUGGUUUACCAGAAAUCCAAGAAAUGUUCGCAGUUUUUCUCAAGGGAGGACUGAAAUCAAUGCUGAAGAAAGCUGAACGUUUAGAAAACAUAAUGUCUGUUUUGUUCAUCAAUCAUGCUUUAUAUGAUUUCGCUUCCAAGUAUAGCAGUAAAUCUGCCAACCCAUUUACCUGGCCUGAAAUAGAGUUGAAGGAUCGUACAUUUCAUCCAAUCCUAAACACACAUGAGAUUCUGACAAAGACGUCCAGUAGUGAAGAAUUUGUCCAACAACUGAAACGAGUGGUUGUUGAUUGGAGGGCCUAUGGUAAAUACUUAGCUGUGAAUAGCCGUGGUGAAAUUAUUCUACUAGAUAAAGACAAAAUCACGGUUAUUUACAACACAG